Aaosphaeria arxii CBS 175.79 is the source of this 845-nucleotide messenger RNA. RefSeq lists its product as uncharacterized. The transcript has a single exon. Bases 91 to 759 code for a protein of 222 amino acids. Lineage: Eukaryota; Fungi; Ascomycota; Dothideomycetes; Pleosporales. The record is from RefSeq and is a predicted model, not a curated record.
UUCAAAUAUAAGCUGUUGAUAAACGAAAGGAGAAGCAAUGAUUCCCUUAUCAGACAUACAACCCACGUUAUCAAAACCGCCUCUAUCAACAUGGUGGAAACCAAGAUCUAUCAUUUACCCCCAACGGCUUUGAUGCCAAAUUCGCCUCUACCCUUGAUUCACUACACUGGUGUUCUGAAAGAGUCGGAGCGUACCUCGGGCCAUGCUUUUGAUCUCUUCUGGGACAACGGUUGGAGGGUGCAGUGGCUGGUGCGAUAUCCACAUACCCAGCGUGCCCAUUACCAUGGCGCGUCUCAUGAAUGUAUGGCGGUGCUGACAGGUACUGCCACCAUUCGUUUUGGUGUUGCCGACACAGCCGAGGAUCUUGAGGAAAAUACACACGGAUCCGCCUAUGAAGAGGGCGGUAUAGAACUGCAGGCCAAUGCUGGCGAUGUCUUCAUAAUACCUGCUGGGGUCUCCCAUAAAACGUACAAUACCCUCCCGGCUGCAGAAUUCGAGCGCUUGAGCGGUGGCGAUGGGCACGAUGUUGAUAUUGAAACUGCACGGGAGCUCUACCAUUCUAUCAAGCUUUCCGGAUUCACUAUGCUCGGUGCAUACCCUAAGGGGUGUCAAUGGGACUUUUUGGAGGGUGGCGAGCACGAAGGAAAUUAUGAAAAGGUUUGGAGUGUUCCCAAACCAGACACGGAUCCUGUAUUCGGUACGGGAAAGAGAGGUAUCAUGAAUCUAUGGGGUAAGACGGAAAUUGUUCCUAGGCUUUAAUCAUGCCGGAAAUGAGUCAACAGAGAACUGUUCACGAAUCCUGUGGAGUAAGAAAGGUAUAAUGAGUCGCCUUAAAGGAACACGAU